This is a messenger RNA of Blastomyces gilchristii SLH14081, 2952 nucleotides long. RefSeq lists its product as uncharacterized. Bases 560 to 2770 code for a protein of 736 amino acids. The transcript is spliced from 5 exons. Gene Ontology annotation, molecular function: RNA polymerase II cis-regulatory region sequence-specific DNA binding; DNA-binding transcription activator activity, RNA polymerase II-specific. Gene Ontology annotation, biological process: regulation of transcription by RNA polymerase II. Gene Ontology annotation, cellular component: nucleus. Lineage: Eukaryota; Fungi; Ascomycota; Eurotiomycetes; Onygenales; Ajellomycetaceae. The record is from RefSeq and is a predicted model, not a curated record.
CGACGAGUAAGGAAAAUUGGUCUUCAAAAAACAGGGAUGAUAGACCCCAAAUCGCCUGCAGAGUUCCCCUACAAUCCGCGAACAAUGUAGAUGUGACUGAAGGCGGAUUUUUGACGGGUGCGGGACAGGAGGAUUGCAAUAAUAAUGGUCUGGCUAGGGCCUAUUUGUUAGUUGGAUGGGUCGGAUGGGUAAAGAAAGAAUCGAUACUAUUCUCCCCCUGGGCAAGCGUGCGACAAGGCGGGACUUCAAAACCCAUUAUUAAGUCUGACAGUCUUGACCCGCAAUUUCCGGACGAAGAAGCCGUCCAACAGGACGCUGCGUAUAGGUCGCUGUGUUACGAUUGGGCGUUGCGAUUGGGCGAUCAUUAUGAGUUGCAUAAAACUAGAUCUUUCACGAAACUAGUACAUCUGUAGAGGAAACUGAUAUUAGCAAGAAAUGUUGUGGAAUGGGCGCUCAAGCUCUCCGUCGCAGGUUAAAUAUCUAGCAUGCUCUCACUACCUAGAUCUUUACCCCGUUCAACUUAACACUUAUUGUUGUUUUCUUGUUUUGAACUGCCAAAAUGUUUCGCAAUCGAAACAAUUCUCAGCAGCCAAACAAAGAGCUUUAUUCUGAUUUCAAGAGAUCAUAUCCUGAUCCUAGUUGUUGGAAUGCUUCGCCAUUGCUCGCCGCUACUCAGAAAGCUUGGAUCUACCCGUUCAUAAAUCAGAUCGGGCACUCGAGGCUCGUUAAGGACAGUGAUAUAAAGGACCACGGCCUAGCUAUAAGCAAGUUGCUUGAUCAAUGGGAAAUCAUAUCGGCCCCUUUAGAUUUAUCAAGUCUAUCCACUUCUACUUCUAGGACUGGAGGAAUGGCGGCCGCUUCUGACCCAAUCUUCUUGCCAACUCCUGGCCCUUUUUUAGCAAAUCCUGGAGUUGUCGAUCCGAGAGCCCUUCAACUGAAAUUGUGCCAACUCCAGUUCAAUGAAACAAAGCAUGUUAAAAAUCCGCCAGCUGAUCCUGACUCAUUUGUCCUUCAAAAUUCGGAACAUGGCCCUGUGGACCGUCAUAGUGACUUGAAUGCUCAUGUUAACCAGCCACAGUCUCGGGAGGUGGCAGCCCUCAUGCCUGGAUUGACGGAGCACAUAGACCUUGAUAUCAAUAAGGACAAUGAUAAAUUUCGUUACAAUGUAACUCUUUGUGCCCCCACAGCCAUGGUAGAACACAAAGGCGAGGUCCCGAUCACAUAUCUAAGCAAGGGACAUGUCUAUCAUAUGUCUGUGGUGGAUUCCACACCUCCGAAGUCUUCCACCCAUCCCAUCAAAUACCGCACGUACGUCCAUGUGGCCUUUGAGGAUCCCGAAAAACGCUUGAACCCCGAUCCUUGCUGGCAACUGUGGAAGGAGCGUCGUGGAUUGAGUGAAGCUAGCCGGCGAGGUGGCAAGGUCCAGGCUGUCGAGUAUAUAAAUCCCAACCAAGGAAGAGAUAGAAAAGCGCGACCCUCAGAGGUGGAAUUGGAAACUACAUCCCUUAAUGGGUUCUGUGUUUCUUGGACUUCAUGUACGGAGGCGAAGAGCAUAGGCUGCACAAUAUUGAUCCGGUUGAAUUUUCUUUCAACAGACUUCAAUCUUGCAAAGGGCGUCAAGGGUGUUCCUGUCAGACUAUGCGUGAGGACAGAAAUGGUCUACCCAGCUAAUAUAUAUUCUGCUCUUGACACAAUGAAGAUAUAUUACUACUGUAAGGUGAAAGUUUUCCGAGAUUAUGGAGCGGAGCGUAAAUUGUCCAAUGAUAUCGCUCAUGUCAGAAAGGCAAUUCACAAACUCCAGCAACGGAUUUCACACGAGGAGACGAAAGCACAUGAUUUUGGUAAGAGGAAACGAGAUGCUUCAUCUAUGACCAUUGAACCGGAGAACCGACCAGCAAAGAUUUCAAAGAAUUAUGAUGCAAAAGCACGGUCUGGGAAAGAGCGUCUUCUGCUCGAGGUGGCCAUGAAACAGGAUAUGAUUUCAUCAACUUCGCCCGUCAGCCUACUCAACCUGAGGGAAGACAACCAGGAUACUGUGGAUUUUUCUGCUGCUUUUGUCUUGAAUGAAACACAGAAGAGCGAGAGUGAGCUUUUUACGCACCAAGCCGAUGGCACAUUCCUGCCAACCAUCUAUAUGGAAGCUGGGACAUUAGAUACCUCCUCUUCAACCCCCAGAGAUGAUUAUGUGAAUUCUCCAUUGCAGGCCUGUAGACGCGAGCAGUCAACUUUCCGAAAUUCAUCCAUUGAUGUCGAUUUUCAGCAUGGCCUAACAGAUUGGUCCAGAAUUUUGCGACUAAGAUCAGAAAACCAGCUGCUCACUGCACAGAUGGCUCCUCCGGCCCAGCCCAUCAAUAUGCAGAAUCUUUUUUUUGAAAAAUUAAAUGGGAGGAUUGAGGCAGUGGAUAUUGAUGCUACAUGCAGCCUGUCCUCACGUCACUUGGCAAAGUCUGUUGCUUGCUUCUAUGUUCGAUUGCGACAUACGGACAUUCAGAAUGUUGAUGGGUAUUAUCAUGCAGUCUAUAUUGCGCAGCGAACCGUGACAAACCUUCUCAAUAGCAUUUCAAAAAUGUCUGGGGUCAGUCUUUCAGAGAAAACACGAGUCUUUCACAUAACCCCGAACGGCCUAAAGGUAAUCAUUGACGAUCGUGUCGUCCAGGAGCUGCCAGAAGGACAGGAUAUGACUGCUGAAUUUGUCGGAGCUCAUAAUGUUGAUAUUGAUCUUCUUAGCUGCUUGAACACUUCAUAUCCCGAGAUUAUGCUCUUCUUUUGAUGAACAAUAUUGAUAAUCGUGACAAACCCUUUAAGUGCCGCGUUACGAUUGGGAAUUGAGAAUUGUUCAAAAUUGCGUUACGUUAUUUUGUUUUUUGAGUGAUAAGCUUAGCUCACUGAAUUGGAGCUGCUUUUAAUAUUUGAUAGUGAUUCCUGAAUAUGAUGCCGAUGAUUUUAUUUGGA